This is a messenger RNA of Planococcus citri (citrus mealybug), 3812 nucleotides long. It is a transcript of the gene EMC1, whose product is annotated as ER membrane protein complex subunit 1. Gene Ontology annotation, cellular component: EMC complex. The record is from RefSeq and is a predicted model, not a curated record. The transcript is spliced from 17 exons. The coding region runs from base 366 to 3143 and encodes 925 amino acids. Gene Ontology annotation, molecular function: protein binding. Gene Ontology annotation, biological process: protein folding in endoplasmic reticulum. NCBI's taxonomy places the organism in Eukaryota, Metazoa, Arthropoda, Insecta, Hemiptera, Pseudococcidae.
UUUCGAUGAAAUUGCAUGAUUGAUAAAUAAUGAUAAAAAGUGAAGCGAAAUGAAAAUUUACGAAAAUGAAUUCAAUUAUGGAUAAUGAGGCGGUGGUAAUUAAUUGACGUGGUGAUUAGUAAAUUUUCUGCCCAAUAUUUCGUUUUUUGUUCAGGUGUAACAUGUUAUCAGUUUCUGUUGUCUUAUAGCGUUGGCACCGAAAGUAAAGUAAUGUCUUAUUAGAAACGUGUUACAUUUCGAGCUGAAUUCAUAAAUCAUAAACUUUAUCUAACCCACCGGCACUCAGUUGUAUUAUGCCCCGCAUAUUUUAGCACCAGUUGCAUUAACUAUUUGUGUAAAAUAUUCGAUAUUAAUUUAAAUUCACGAUGACUACGAAAGUCUUUCUUACUCUAUUUGCUGUGAUUUUAUUACAUAACGGUUGCUUCGCCUUGUAUGAAGAUCAGAUUGGAAAAUUUGACUGGAAGAAAGACUUGGUCGGAGAAGUAAAGUUCUCAAGAUUUGAUAAUGGAAUAAAUUUUCAUGAAACUGUUUAUGUAGCCACUGAACAUAACACCGUUGCUGCUCUAACACUUAAGACCGGUGAAAUCAAGUGGCGGAAUGUCCUCGAGAAAGGAAGUAGAGGUGUGAUAAAUCUCCUACAUCAUGUGAACAAUGCAGUAUUUGCAGUCAGCGGUAGCGAUGUAGUAAUCGUUAGAAUUUGGAACGCCAAACAAGGUGCAUUGAUGCAUCAAUGGAGUUUGCUGCAGGAUGAAUCGGAAGAACCGCAGCAAAUUUUAUGGUUUGCUCACGAAAUACUUUUAUACAGAGUUGUCGUUAAAUCAAAUAACGUUGAAAUUUCUACAUUCAAAAUAUUUAACGGUGAAAAAACUCUGGACAGAAAUGUCAAAGCUCCAGUAUCUGCGAAGGAUAAGUGUUCUGUGAGCAAAUGGACAAUGCUCUGUUUGAACGAAAAUGGCGAAACUGUGUUAAUAAAUUUAACUCAAGCGGGCGGUAUUGACGUAGAAACCAAUUCAAAUAUUGUAAUUCCGGGCUUGGAACGUAUCCUUGAUAUUAGAGCAUCUCCUUACGAACGAAAACCAUCGUAUAUUGUGACAACUGCUGACCGAAAGUUUCUAUUUGCUAAUUUGAAUCAAUCUAAUUUCGAACUCGUCGAUACAGUUCCUAUCGAUGGUGAUAUUUGGGUUGAUUUAUUAGACCUCGGAGUUUCCGUUCUGGAAAUCACUGUUUUGCCUAUUUCUGAGACUGAGCUUGAAAUAAAUGGAUAUUUUUUGAAUCCUAAACGAACGUCGUUUUCUCAUCGAUAUUCUUUGAAACACCCCGUCGCCAGUAUCACUAUAUCUAGUGUUGAUUGUUACAAACAAUCCAGUGGAGCUCUGUCUUGUGUAAUAUUGCUCAGCACCAGUGAUGGAUCGGUUGUAUACUUGAGUACUCCAGGCAAAAUUGAAUGGGUGAGAGAUGAAGGUUUAUCGAGUAUUAUAACCGCUGAAUUCAUCGAGUUACCGAUGUCUGACAACGAAGCAGAAAUGCAAACUGAAUUUGAGACGAAAGAAUUAAUGGAUUAUGUUUUACAAGCUGCUGAAUUGUUCAACAUGUUGACGCGACGAAUUUCAAGUCACAUAUUCCAAUUUCAAAAAUUCGUGCUCAAUUUGUCUGGAAUCCUGGAGAAAUCAUUUUCUGUAGAAAAAGAGAACAAACUAGUGCGAGAUUAUUUCAAUUUACAUAAAAUCAUAUUGAUCAUUACAAAGCAUAUGAAAAUUUAUGCUUUGGAUAACAUAAACCAAGAGGUGCACUGGAGUCACCUCUUGAACAAAAAAUAUGAACCGUUUCCUGCUUCAAGUGAAGAUUUUGAAGUGAGAAUACCGUUGUAUAUUCAACGUACAUAUCGUCAUUACCCUCAUCCGAUGCAGUGCACAAUUUUGGUCAAGCAACGUGGAUCGCAAAAUGGUGUAAUAAUCAGUUUCAAUCCGGUCACUGGAAAAUUUGAUUCGCCUAUCGAGCUAGAUUACAAAAUCAGACAGGGUAUGCUGAUUCCAAAAACCACGGUCGAGGAUCAUCUACAGGGUCUUAUUUUAACGGACGAAAAAGAUGGUGUGCAUGUUUAUCCCGAACGAACACUGCCCAUUUUCAGAGAAAUCGCCAGCUCUUUGCAUAUUUAUGUUGCUAAUGCGGAAACAUGUGAUAUAAACGGAUAUACAUUCAGCUCUGAUGCUUCGAUGACAUUAAUUCCCGUUUGGAAUGUAAAGUGUAGGGGUAAAAUUGUCAAAAUAUCUGGCAAGAAUCCUAUCGAAAAAGUGCACUCGCAAGGAAGAGUUCUGGGCGAUCGUAGUGUUCUGUAUAAAUACAUCAAUCCCAAUUUGAUCGCUGUUGUAUCAAAAGACAUAAACCCCGAGGACCAAAAGACUAUGUUGACAUUAUACUUCGUGGAUAGUGUAACUGGCGUUUUAGUAAAUGGUAGUUCUCAUGUGAAUGGUGGUAUUCGUCAUCGAGGAACAGAUCCUGUUCAUUUAGUUCAUUCGGAAAAUUGGGUCGUCCUAAUGUAUUUCAAUCACAAGACUAGACGCACUGAGGUGUCCACCUAUGAGUUAUACGAAGGCAAAACGCAACUAAAUUCAACUGCCUUUUCCUCUGUUCAAUCAAAAGAUUUACACCCGAUUAUCGAUACCCGAUCCUAUAUUUUGCCUACUUCUUUCAUCGAAGCUGCCAGAGAAACAAUCACCGAAAAAGGAAUUACCUCGAAACAUGUUUUAGUUGCUCUAAGCACCGGAAAUGUAGUUGAGCUGCCAUGGGUAAUUCUGGAUCCGAGAAGGCCUACUGUGUCCACUCCUGAAAUGAAAGAGGAAGGAAUUAUUCCGUACAUGCCUGAAAUUCCUAUUCCUACCGAAACGAUGAUCAAUUACAAUAGAACAUUGCAUAGAACUCGCGGUAUUGUCACCUCACCAAGUGGGUUGGAAUCCACAUCUCUCGUUUUUGUUUACGGUUUAGAUUUAUUCUACACAAGAACUGCACCAUCAAAAACAUUCGACUUGCUCAAAGAAGACUUCGAUUACAUGUUAAUCAUCAUCGUUCUAGUCUUGUUGAUCGCUUCUACUUUUAUUACAAAACAUUUUGCUUAUAAAAGAGCUCUGAAACAAGCAUGGCGAUGAUCUGUAUUCUCGUGGUAAUAAUUCCUUUAUAAAAAGUAUUUUUUAUGCAUUUUGUAAAAUCGUUUUUUAAUUACGUUAAUUCGCCAACUUGGAUUGUUUUCUUUUUAUUAUAAUGCAUCGUUUUUACCAUUCCUGUUUGUUUAGAAGUUACUUGUGUUUCUGUUGCUAAUGAGCUCGUAAUUGUUUAGUUUUUUAAAAAUUGAUUUCUUUUUUCAGCGUAUUUAGUGAUUGUUUAUGUACAUAAUAAUUCACAUGUUGAGGGGUCCGUCUCUGUAUUGUCAAAGUAUGGUUUUUAUAAAAGAUAGUUUGAUAGCUAAAAUAUUACUUUAUUAAUUAUGUUGUAGUUACAAAACGUUUGUGUUGGGUUUUAGGUUACUCUAGUCAUUAGACUAAGUAUAAAUAUAUUUAAAACAAUUCGAUUUUGCCUAAUUUCUCACGGAUAAUAGUAAUACGGUUAUACGAUUUUUUUUGUAAUUUAUAUUCUCUUCUUUUUUUCCUUAUGUUGUAUCUAUAAGGAAGCCAGUUAGUAAAAUAGCAUUGAAUUGUUUAAAAAUAAUUAUUUCUAGUUAGGUCAUUACAAUACGUUAUUUGGUAGCUGAAAUUCAUCAAAAUAGUAAUAUUUAUUAUUUCAACUUUGAAAGUUUGAAAAUUAAAAGUAAAUGUGAUUAU